Molecule: messenger RNA, 966 nt
Organism: Andrographis paniculata
Lineage: Eukaryota; Viridiplantae; Streptophyta; Magnoliopsida; Lamiales; Acanthaceae
Exons: 1
Coding region: 74-694 (206 amino acids)
Source: RefSeq, a predicted model, not a curated record
CCUGAACAAUCUGAUACCGUUUGGUAAUCUGAAUUGCGAAUUCCCCAACUUUUUUGCUUCUCUGCCGAAGAAAAUGGCGACCUCCGCUCUCCUGCCGCUCCUCCUGCUCGCGGUGCUAACCGUCGGCGCCGCCGCAAGGCCCUGCAAGACUCUGUUCUAUUUCUCUGCCACCACGACGACGACUUAUAGCCCCUACAAUUCGUUGUCCCAUAACCCUAAAUUUGAUUCCAUUUUCCGCGGCCAUGGCCCCCGUCAUCUCACUCUGAUCUUCACCUCAAUUCCGGAUCGGCUUCCCUAUCGGUUCGUUGAAAUCGAUUCAGACGGUGAGGAUUCUGAGCCGCCUAAGGUGUUGAGGUCGUCCGAAUCCCCUCUCAAGUUCUACACCUCUGUUUCGAGCUCAAUUCGCGAUCGUUCUAAAGAUAUCAUCAGCGUUGUCGGAGCCUUGCUGUUCGGCGUCGGAUGUGGGGCUCUCACUGCGGCUGUCAUGUACUUGGUGUGGGCGCUCUUCUCCCCCCGCCGAUUUGUCAUUGACGAUGGUUCCUCCUCAUCUGACGACGACGACGAUGACGACGACGUUGCGACUAUCAAGAGAAAAUUGGGGUAUGUGGCGAUCUCGGCAAGCCCUAAGGAGGAUGAUGGUGACCUCAAGAAGCCUGCUCUUGGCCCUGCCCCACCAACAAACGGGGAGGUUUGAUGUUUGCAUCUCUAUGUACAACUACAAGUGCUUUGUGAAUUCGAACUAUAACCCUAAGGAAGGUGAAUUUGAUUACUCCAAACUAUGUGUGUUUGACAAAAAUGACUUGCUUCUGUUGUUGAUGCUGCCAAAUAGUGUGAAUUAAUAAUCGUGAUUCGUGACCAUAUGUUGAAUCUCUCUUAUUCUGCAAUUUGGUUAAUAUUUGAUGUUGGUUCUGUGUUGGGUUUCUGUAAUUAAAUCGAAAUUGUCGAGAAAAGUGUUGUUUUCGUUCA